Molecule: messenger RNA, 3583 nt
Organism: Penaeus indicus
Lineage: Eukaryota; Metazoa; Arthropoda; Malacostraca; Decapoda; Penaeidae
Product: transient receptor potential cation channel subfamily A member 1 homolog
Exons: 10
Coding region: 71-3403 (1110 amino acids)
Biological process (GO): protein localization to ciliary inversin compartment
Cellular component (GO): ciliary inversin compartment
Molecular function (GO): protein binding
Source: RefSeq, a predicted model, not a curated record
UUUGUUAGGUGCAGUAACAGCAACACUGAGCUCCGUCAGCCGCAUUUCCUCGAGGACGCGAGCAGGCGCCAUGGACGACAGCGGUGCAUCAGAGCCCAUGUUGAAUACGUCUGACGAAGUUGCUGUGGUGAUCGAGGAGAGCCAACAGGAUGGCGACGAUACGGAAUCAGACGCCCUUCCUCUAGAAAUAUUUCGAGAACAGCAGGGAGCGAGAGCAUCCAGACUAACAAGUUCUCCAGGUCGAUAUACGAAUAACGUUAAGACAAACAUGCACCAGGCAGCAGAAGUAGGAGACGUGAACCGUCUCAUACAACUGAUACAAGAGCGACCGGAUCAUCUAAGCCAGCAGGACGAGAACGGGCACGUCCCUCUCCACCUGGCCGCCAGGGGAUUACACCUCAAUUGCUGCCAAGCCCUUCUGUCUGCCGGCCCCAGGGAAGUUAAUGUGAAGGACAAAUUGGGCAACACUCCCCUUCUGUUGGCGGUAACUACCGGCGACGUGUCCUUCAAGAUCGCCGAGCUGCUGGUGCUCAAUGGAGCCUCCGUUAAAACUGCCAACCGGGCCAAGCGAACGGCCCUGCAUCUGGCAGCAGAGAAAGGCAACGACAAAAUUCUGACGCUCCUCGUUGAUAACUGCCUGGAGAGCGUCCAUGCAAAGGAAACCGAGCAGCAAACGCCUCUCCAUCUGGCGGCUCGCUCGGGCCACGUGGCUUCCUGUCAGCUGUUGGUGGGCAAAGGGGCAGACAAGGAAGCCAAAGACACGCGCGGCUACACUGCUCUGCACUGGGCUGCCAAGAUGGGCUUUUCAGAGUGUUGUAGUCAGCUGCUCAAGCUUGGAUCUAAGGUAAACUGUAGUGACAAGGCCGGUAAUACCCCAUUGCACCUGAUAUGCUCUUCGUCAAAGGAAAAACCUGGAUGUGUUGAGGUUUUGUUUAAUUACGGGGCUUCUCCUGCUAUACAGAACAGUAAGGGAGAGACUCCUUUCCACUGUGCGCAGUAUUCGCCCGGUGAAGUAAGGAAAUUAUUCGAAACGCAUCCAGAUAUUGACCUAUUCAUUACUGACAACAAGGGCAAGACUGUUCUCCACUGUGCUGCAGAAAGAAAGAAAAGCAGAAAUGUUGAGUUCAUCCUAGCAAUGGCAAAAUCCCAAAACAUUAACAUGAAGCACUUUGUAAACAUGCCAGACAUUGGAGGUAAGACUGCUUUGUAUGUUGCCAUAGAAGGUGGGGAUUUGGAAUGUUGUAAGUCCCUGGUCAAAGCAGGCGCUGACGGCAACCUGGUGUUGGGAGCUCGAGGCACGUCAUUACACUUAGCUGCUGAGGAGGGUCUCCGCGAGGUCUGCGAAUAUCUGAUCACCAAAGGGAUAAAGACAGACACUCGAAAUAACAGCUUGAUGACCCCUCUUCACCUCGCAGCCAAGAAUGGCCACGCCAACUGCUGUGAAGUUCUGCUGAAGCGAGGUGUUCCAUGGGCUGCCCAGGACGACCAGGGCAUGACUGCCCUCCACCAUGCCGCCAAAGAAGAGCAGGCGGAGUGCUGUCGGGUUAUUGUAGCGCUGCAGCCGUCAGCAGUCACAAGGACAGACAAAGCUGGCCAGACGCCUUUGCACUAUGCAGUCGAGAAGAACUGCUUGGAGUGUUGCCAGGCCCUCGUCACCCCUCGCUCGGAUGUCUGGUGCCAAAGCAAUGGCAAAAGCCCCAUCAAAUAUGCAUAUGAGAAACGCUUUCACCAGAUCUUCGAUUUUCUUCUAAAUACAGAGAAUGUGGAGAGGAAGAAGCGAACCGAAAGAGACAUUGAUUUCCGUGAUCUUCUUGAAGAAUCACUUGAGCACAUAAGCAGUUCCUCCGAAGACAACAUAGCUCACAGACACAUAGCGAGGGCCAUCAUCCACAGCUGUUUCUGGGAGGAGUCCCUCAAAUCCCACGGAACUCCAGGAGACCUGACCCCGCCCGAGAAACAAAAGAAUGGCAACUUGAGACUCCUUGUCAAGCACCUGCCCGAUGUGGCAAAGGUGGCACUGGACAAAUGUAUGGCAACAGAUGGCAGCGUGGAGGGGGCUCACCAGUACAUCGUGCGGUACUUGGAUCAAGAAUAUUUUAUCGGAGUCAACCCCAAAAAGGCCAAGGGCACCUACAUCCCAAGUUGCUCAGGGGAACAGCUGUCGAAGGGUGUGCGCGUGGGGGGCGUGAGUCGAGUGUGGCGGGAGGACCACGUGGUAGCCUUGAUGACUCGCCACGGGCGCCACGGACUCCUUCAGCAUCCUCUAGUGACACGCUGGCUCGACUACAAGUGGCAGUCUUACGUUAGCUACGGUCUCUACGCCCGUAUUGUCCUCGCGUCGGUCCUGGCCUUGCUGCUCACUGUGUUCACUGCUAUUUCGUGGGACUGGAGCUACCUGAAGCAAGAAUACAACUACACACAAGAAAUGGUCUGUGUUUUCGGGAAAGAGAAAAUAGUUGGACCGGAAGUAGAGGAAUUGCUGCGACAAAGGGGCCGUUCUCCUCUCGUCCUCAGUUACGUCAUCGUUGCUUUAAUUGCUGUUUGGGCGGUGCAUGAUUUUUAUAGUUUUGUAAUGCUGAGGGAAAAAUAUUUUACCAAAGAGAACGUUGCCUUCCUUGCAUGUGCAAUUGCAAGUGUGGUUUUCGUCAUGAAUUUCAGUCACUGUUCGCAAAUGACCUACGUCAGAGAGGACGCGCAGUGGGUCGCAGGCCUGAUAGCCAUCUUCCUGGCCUGGCUCCACGUGUUCCUCCUGACGCGGCGGCUGCCCUUCUGCACGCCCUUGCUCUUCCGCCUGAAGCUCUUGAUCCACAUGGCCCUGAAGGUGGCAGUGCCGGUCGUGGCCGUGGGCAGCGGGGUCGUGGCCGCGAAUUGGAUCACCUCCAAGGGCGACCUCGCUUACAACCAGAACUGGUCGUGGAUCUCGAAGGUCGUGUCGCAUCCCACGGUGAGCGUUAGCUUCCUGGUGGUCGUGACGGUCAUCGUGUGCAUUGUCCUGAUGGACGAAGGAAGGAAGAAGGAGAUGGAGAGGUACAAGAAGAGGCGCCGCGUGGCCUUCGUGGAGAUGAUCCUCAACUUCGACCUCCUGUACCCGUGCCUGCGAAGGCGGUUCUACGUGACGUGGAUCCCCCAGAAGCCGCCCGUACGAAGGGACGCGUCGUGUGGGCGGGCCAGCGGGUGCUGCGCGGCCGGCGACCCUCCCGACGACGAUGCGGCGGAGGCGGCGUCGCCGGAGGUGGCGCCAGGGAAGACGGAGGCCCUUGAGGCGAAGCUGGACGCCCUGCGAGGCGCCGUCGAGAAACAGGCGCUCGAGGUCGCUGCGCUCCUGAAGCAGCUGAACAAUUCAGUAGAGAAGCUGGGCCAGCAGAGCGAACUGCGGCGAGGGAGAGCGGACAAGGAGGACUGAUCGGUAGAAUGAAGCGGCGGUCAGUGCUCGCAUGGACAGAUAGACAGACAGAUAGAUACAUUUAGAUAUGUAUAAGUAUAUAUACAUGUAACCACACACACGCAUAUGUGUGUUUGUUUAUGUAUGUGUAUAUAUACAUAUAUAUAUAUAUAUAUAUAUAUAUAUAUAUAUAUAUAUAUA